Penicillium hordei is the source of this 357-nucleotide messenger RNA. RefSeq lists its product as uncharacterized. Lineage: Eukaryota; Fungi; Ascomycota; Eurotiomycetes; Eurotiales; Aspergillaceae. The transcript has 3 exons. The record is from RefSeq and is a predicted model, not a curated record. The annotation marks the transcript as partial.
GGGGGGGGGCACUCAAGCCAUCUCCAUCUCCAUUCCUCCCCAGCCCACUUCUUUUCCCCUCGCCCUUGCACCUUAAUUUUUUUUUCCUAUCUGGUUCUUGGAGUCCUGGAAUUUGCCGGUUUAGUUUGGGAUGAUUGCCGCCCGAUAAUCCGCGCCUCUGUUGGUCUCACCUUGAAAGCUCCCGAUCCCCUCGAAAACCGGCCCCCGCGUCCACUAGCCUGCGCGCUUUCAGACCCUUCUGAUUCUGCGCGCAAACUCCGUCACUACUCCAUCGGCCACCCCCACGUGUCUUUACAUGGCGUGAGAACUCUCAACCGUACGCGCCCAGCCUACCUUCAAUUUCCCGCCAAUCUGUAA